Linepithema humile (Argentine ant) is the source of this 5330-nucleotide messenger RNA. The record is from RefSeq and is a predicted model, not a curated record. NCBI's taxonomy places the organism in Eukaryota, Metazoa, Arthropoda, Insecta, Hymenoptera, Formicidae.
UCCCUCAUAAAUAUACUUCUGCACUCUCAUCUUUUUCUCUUUUUUACUCGCAGCUACAAACGUAUACUCUUCGCAUUUUAGUGCAACAAGUGUAAGAAAAAAAACUGCAGUCUAAAGAUGUUUAGUGCACCACGUGCGUUCCCCAUGGUUGUCGACGUAAAUAUGUGAAGAAUUAGAGAUUUAUAAGAGAGAUUUUAUACAGUUUAUCAUAUAAAGGCUGUCAAGAUGCAAGUUUCCGCACCGAAUAACAUAAAGAUUUAUAAUCUUAGCACUGGAAGGUCUAUCCCUGAGUGGCUAUCUGAACAAAAAAGAAGGAAAUUAUUGAAGAAGAAUGUUGACAUACGACGACGUAUCGAACUUAUACAAGACUUUAGUAUGCCUGGUGUCAGCACUUCUAUCAGGGUAUCUAAAGAUGGACAGCAUAUUUUAGCAACGGGAAUUUAUAAGCCACGUGUAAAGUGCUUUGAUGUUAAUAAUUUGGCAUUGAAAUUUGAAAGAUGUUUUGAUUCUGAAGUGGUCACUUUUGAAGUAUUAUCAGAUGACUAUAGCAAAUUGAUAUUUUUACACUGUGAUCGCAGUGUUGAAUUUCAUGCUGCACAUGGAAAAUAUUACAGGCUCAGAGUACCAAAUUUUGGAAGAGAUCUGAAAUAUCAUUAUCCAUCAUGUGAUACUUUUAUUGUAGGUGAUAGUAAGAACAUAUUUCGAAUAAAUCUCGAACGAGGCCAGUUUUUGCAAUCGUUUGAAACAGAAGCAUCAUCAAUAAAUAAAUGUGAAAUAAAUCCAGUGCAUCACUUACUCACAGUCGGCACUCAAGAUGGAAAAAUUGAAGCCUGGGAUCCAAGAGUGAGAAGUAGAGUAGGCAUGCUUGACUGUGCCCUGCAUUGUAUUACUCAAGACAAAUUGAACACCAUUCCUGCGAUCACCGCCUUAAAAUUUCAAGGAGGUUUAAACUUAGGAGUUGGUACAUCAACGGGACAAGUAUUAUUAUAUGAUAUAAGAUCCAAUAAACCAUUUAUGGUUAAAGAUCACAUGUAUGGAUUGCCAAUCACAUGUAUAGAUUUCCAUCAAAAGAUGGAUCUGGUUUACUCUAUGGAUAAUUUAAUUGUGAAAAUAUGGGAAAAGGAUAGUGGCAAAAUUUAUACUUCCAUAGAAGCUCAGCAUAACUUUAACGAUCUGUGCGUUAUACCAAACACUGGUAUGCUUUUGCUAGCCAAUGAAACUCAAAAGAUGCAAACAUAUUACAUUCCCAGUCUUGGCCCUGCGCCUUACUGGUGCAAUUUUCUCGACAAUAUUACAGAAGAAUUGGAAGAACUUAAUUAUGAUAUUAUUUAUCAUGAUUACAAAUUUAUAACUGAAAAGGAAUUAGAUGAAUUGGACCUUGCACAUCUGAAGGGUACUGAGUUACUCAGAGCUUAUAUGCACGGGUACUUUAUGGACAUGCGAUUGUACAUGAAAGUAAAAAAUGCCAUGAAACCGUUUGAUUUCGAACAGUAUAAAAAGAAAAAAAUUCGCGAGAAGAUUGAAGAAGAAACUACUAGCAGAGUACAGAUACAGAAGUUACCAUCCGUGAAUCAAGAACUGGCUUUGAAGUUAAUAGAAAAUAAAAAUGCCAAGAACAAGAAGAAACAAGCGUCUUCUAAUCUGUUGAAUGACGAACGAUUUAACGCUCUCUUCAGUAAUCCAGAUUUCCAAGUUGAUAAGAAUUCUGAAGAAUACGCUUUAUUAAACCCUGUUAUUUCUCAACUCGAUAAAAGUAAAGCUAAAAAAUUGCAACAGCAAUUAGCGCAGCAGGAAGAAAUGCAAGACAAACCUGCCGAGGACGAACCACAAGGUAAUAGCUCGGAUGAUAGCUUUAUACAUGAUGGAUCUAACGAUGAAAGUUCAGACGAUGAGAAGUCAUGGGUUAAAGAAGUUCGAAAGAACUAUCGGUUAAUAAAAAGGAAUGAAAGAAUGAAGGAACAGGAGAGUGAAGACGAGGAUAACAAUCCAAUUGACAAAAAUGGAUUGAAAUUAGACGAUAUUAAAAACGAAGUGAAGUUCGAAGAAGGUGAACCCGAGAAGAAGAAACGGAACAAAGCGACAUUUGGGGAGAGAUUAGAAAAUGAAGAGAUGCACAGUAGUCAAGUGUCCGGUUCGCGUGGCAGUAGAGAGAUGACUUUCUUUGUUGGAAAGGUAGACUGUAAUAAUAAGCCCAAGAAUGGUAAGGAUUCAUCUCCACGAAAUCGUACAGAAGAACACACAGAAGUUUCCGUACCAUCUAUGGUGACAAGUAUGACAUCAACUUUCCAGAACACCGAUGUGGGUGAAAUCACUGAAGAUUACGAAGACUUUAUCAGUACAUCAGCGGUGCUUCACUACUGUAAACAUAAAAUAUUGAGACCGUACCUGAGGCUAUUGGGAGUGAUGGGAUUGAGACCAACUAACAGUGAUGAUUCUGACCAUUUCUUACGAUGUUCUAUUUUGACGAAUCUUCACACCCUUCAAGUCACUAUAUUUAUGUGCAUUGGAUAUAUUUUACAAUAUAUGGCUUGCUUUAGGAGAGACCGAGGAUUUUGCUACAAAAUGUUAGUGCUACAAGAUGUAGUGAGUGUCAACGGAGGACGUACGCAAGAAGCAUCUUGCUAUGGAAAUAUGAUAUUCAGCUACUUGAUCCCAAGUGUAUUGCAUCUAGUCGCUUAUCUGUACAUGAUAUACUUAUUUCGCAUUAAGGAAAACGAACAGUUGCAAAAUCUAAUGGAAAGGGCGUUUCUUCUUUCCUCGAAUCCGAUAAAUCACGGCAAUCAGAAGCGCCUUGUACACAUAUUGUGGCUGUUCAUAGCAUUGAGCAUAGUGUGGAUGAUCGUAGCAUUAAUUACAGUGAAUAUUCAAAUGGCGCAAGGGAAUAUUAUAUUUCAGUGGGUGGAAGAUAGUCCGUACCAAGUGAAGACGGCGUUGAAAGUAUUCUUAGUCAUCUGCACCUUGUGGCAUGAUAUGGUUCAGGGAACUAUUAUAACAAGUUACUGCCUGCAAGGACAGCUGUUAAUGUCACACCUCUACUUUCUACGUGGAAAAUUGCUGCAACACAUUCUACAACCCAUUGAUUGGAUGAGAGAUAUUGAUGAGUUUAAGAAGCUAUUGAAGUACUUCAAUGACGAAUUAGGCCCAGCUGUAUGUAUUUACACUAUAGUUAAUUUGUCAUGGGCAAUUGCAGGUACUGCAUGGUUAUUUCAAUACUAUAUUAAUGAUAUGAAUAGCAAUCGAGUUACGUAUAUCAGUGUGAUAAAUGUUGUGCUAUGGAUCUUGAUAUCGAUUGCACCGUUUAUACAGGCUGCACGUUUAACGAACGCUUGCUCCAUAAUUCGAGGCGUAGGACACGAAAUACGUAUACGUCCGUUCGUGUAUCAAACUACUUCGGGAGAAGAUCUCGAUAGCAUACUUCUGUACACAUCUUCCUUAAAAAUGUCCGCCAGAUUAUUUAGGAUAUCAAUCAAAGGUAGAUACUUGUGCCUUCUGCUAACUAUUAGCAGUAUUUCUAUUCUCACUUUAGGGCAGUGUCAGUUUUUCUCGUAAUUAUAUAGUACUUGUAUCUUCUGCUAACUGUUAGCAGUAUUUCUUUUAUUCUAGGGCAGUGUUAGUUUUUCUCGUAAUUAUAUGGUACUUUCAUUGAGGCUGUGCUAUAUAUGAUGCAUCAAGCAUUUCUAUGUAUACAAUAGCUUGGCACUAUUGUUUAGGUAAAGAUUUGUAUUAUUUAUAUUUGUUUUAUUAAGUUAUUUAGGUAUACAAAUUUUUUUUGUAUCAACACUUGUAAUGUAAUGCAUUCGAAAAUACGUAUUAUUUAAAUUCUCAUUAGUUAAAGUGAGAAUUUAUUUUGAGUAAAUUCAAUAAUUUGAAUAAGAAGUUUAUUAUUUAAAACUUGUCAAAUAUUAUGCACUUUUAUUUGCAUCUCCGUAAUUACAUCGUGUUCUAUUUAAGAAUAAUAAUUGAGAAUAAUGAAAUAUUGGAAAAGGUAUUUUAUUCACUCCUUAUUAUCAUUCAAUACAUUACAUUCUCCAAUACAUUACAUUCUUCAAAUGGCAGUAAUAUUGCAAUAGCCUGGAACAAAUUAGAAUCCAUUUUUUUUUUUAAUUUAUUUGCAGUGUGUGAAUUUACAAAUAUUCAAUGAAUAUCUUCCGUUCAGAGAUCUUAUAUUCAUUGCACAAAAGGAAUGCAAGUCACAUUAUUAAUAUAGUACUAAUUGCAUUCUUUAUAAUAGAAGUAACACAUGCAGAAUAAAUGUACAGAUAUUCCGAAACUCGUGAAUUUAACAUGAUCGGACAAACCUGUGAUCAAUAUCACCGAUUGCUAUCUCUUUAUAUUUUAUUAAAUUGGUUCGUAAAGUUACCUCAAUGACAUGUAAUUUCAAUAAUCAGUUUUAUAAAUUCAUUAAAUGAAAGAGAUAAGCACUUUAUCAAACUAAUAUAUUUUACAUAGUUGUCUUAUAUAAUCAUUAUACAUCAGUUUCGAAAUCUUCGCAAAACUUGUUGGCGAUGCAUGUCUAAAAUAUUCAGUUUUUAUAUUGAAACUUUGACAUGUGUAAUAGUCGCAGAAAUUGUACGAGAUAACAAUUGAUUUAAGUAUAUACAUCGUUAAGACUAUUGGAUAAAACAAUAAUUAGUCAUUUUAUCAUUAAAUAAUUACAAAAUAAGUCUUUUUGUUGAUGAAUUUUGCAUCCUUAAGCAUAAGAAUUGAUAUUGACAAAUCGAUUUGAAAAAUCGAGAAAUAGCUGUUUAAUAAAUAUUAUCAUGUUUUAAUCAGAGGGUAUUAUACUAAUAUACAUCCAUAAUUUUAGCAUUUACAGGAAUUACUUAAAUUUCACUAAAUAGCGUGUGAUAUUGACACUUUAUGUACUGCUUUUAGAAUACUAAAUGUUGCAAUAACACCUGCAUAAUGUAUGUUUUAUUUCACCAAUGAUUCUACUUAGUGAGAUAUUUACGUACUUUUUAAAUGUCUCUCAUUGACAAUAUUAUACAUACCUAAAUUUUGUAGAAAAUGUUGUCAGUAUUACUUUAUAUAAAGUUUGCAACAGGUAUACAAAGAGUUAAGAAUACAUUAACAGAAUUUGUUCCAGAAAUUGCGAAUUGUGAAUUCCAAUACACAAACACAUUUUCGAUAUUAACUCGAUGAUAUGGAAUGUGAAAGUUGUGUAUGCUUUUGGCUGUUGGUUUAUUUAAAUAAUAAACGUCUAACAAAAACGCAUUGAGUAACGCGUAGUAAGAGCGUUUAAUUUGCAAUGACACAAACUGUGCAAUUUACAAUCACUGGAAGUCAAUGACAAUCAUCUGAAAGCAUUAUUCAAUUAAAAAAAAAAAAAA